Messenger RNA from Aureobasidium melanogenum CBS 110374, 564 nucleotides. Its product is annotated as thioredoxin-like protein. Gene Ontology annotation, cellular component: cytoplasm. The record is from RefSeq and is a predicted model, not a curated record. The transcript has 2 exons. The annotation marks the transcript as partial. NCBI's taxonomy places the organism in Eukaryota, Fungi, Ascomycota, Dothideomycetes, Dothideales, Saccotheciaceae.
AUGUCUAACGUCGACUCCCGUGUGGCUGCUGUGUUGGAUCGCAGCAACCAACAUGCAGAUUCCGAUGACGAAGAUGCCCUCAUCGCCGAGCUGGAAGAAGACGAGUCUUCCAUGGCUGCCUUCCGUGAACAGCGAUUGCAGCAGCUGCAUGGCGAAUUGGCCCGCGCAAAGGCUCAGCGCAACUCCGACUACGGCACCUACACCGAGAUCAAGGACGAGAAGCAGCUCAUGGAUAUCACCACUUCGAACAAGCUGUGUGUCGUCCACUUCAUGAAGCCUGACUUCAACCGCUGCAGAAUUAUGGAUCAGAAGCUUGCCGCAUUGGCGCCCAAACACUUCGACACCCGCUUCCUCAGCAUCAACGUCGAAAAUGCCCCUUUUCUCGUCGUCAAACUCAAAAUCCAAGUCUUGCCCUGUGUCCUCUCCUUUAUCGACGGCGUCAGCACCGACAGAAUCAUCGGUUUCGAAGGCAUCAGCUACAAGCCCGACUCAUUCACGCUGCAGGAGCUCGAGGCCCGUCUGCUGUAUGCAAAGGUUCUGGUCAGAAGCAAAAUGGUUGACGAA